AUGCUGGAUCACCGAGGCAGGAUGGAGAGCAGCAGGAAGGAGAAGGUGGAGCAGAUCCUGUCGGAGUUCCGUCUGAAGGAGGAGGACCUGAAGAAGGUGAUGUACCGCAUGCAGAAGGAGAUGGACCGAGGGCUCAAGCUGGAGACACAUGAGGAAGCCUCUGUCAAGAUGCUGCCCACCUACGUGCGCUCCACCCCCGAGGGCUCGGAGGUGGGAGAUUUCCUGUCGCUGGACCUGGGCGGCACCAACUUCCGCGUGAUGCUGGUGAAGGUGGGCGAGGGGGAGGAGGGCCAGUGGAAGGUGAAGACGAAGCACCAGAUGUAUUCCAUCCCGGAGGAUGCCAUGACUGGCACGGCUGAGAUGCUCUUUGACUACAUCUCCGAGUGCAUCUCUGAUUUCCUGGACAAGCACCAGAUGAAGCACAAAAAGCUGCCCCUGGGCUUCACCUUCUCCUUCCCUGUGCGGCACGAGGACAUCGACAAGGGCAUCCUCCUGAACUGGACCAAGGGCUUCAAAGCCUCCGGCGCGGAGGGGAACAACGUGGUGGGGCUGCUGAGGGAUGCCAUCAAACGGCGAGGGGACUUUGAGAUGGACGUGGUGGCGAUGGUGAACGACACGGUGGCCACGAUGAUCUCCUGCUACUACGAAGAUCACCGGUGCGAGGUUGGGAUGAUUGUGGGGACGGGCUGUAACGCCUGCUACAUGGAGGAGAUGCACAACGUGGAGCUGGUGGAGGGCGACGAGGGGCGGAUGUGCGUGAACACGGAGUGGGGGGCCUUUGGAGCCUCCGGGGAGCUGGACGAGUUCCUCCUGGAGUACGACCGCGUGGUGGACGAGACCUCACUUAACCCCGGUCAGCAACUGUACGAGAAGAUCAUCGGGGGGAAGUACAUGGGGGAGAUCGUGCGGCUGGUGCUGCUGAAGCUGGUGGACGAGAACCUGCUCUUCAAUGGGGAGGCCUCUGAGAAGCUCAAGACUCGCGGGACCUUUGAGACCCGCUUCAUGUCCCAGAUUGAGAGCGAUUCCGACGACCGCAAGCAGAUCUACAACAUCCUGUCGGCCUUCGAGCUGCUGCCGUCGCGGACGGACUGCGAGAUCGUGCGCCGCGUGUGCGAGAGCGUGUCCACGCGCGCGGCCCAGAUGUGCUCGGCCGGGCUGGCCGGCGUCAUCAACCGCAUGCGCGAGAGCCGCAGCCAGGACACGCUCAAGAUCACCGUGGGCGUCGACGGCUCUGUCUACAAGCUCCAUCCCAGCUUCAAGGACCACUUCCACGCCACGGUGCGGCAGCUGACGCCCGGCUGCGACAUCACCUUCAUCCAGUCCGAGGAAGGCAGCGGGCGCGGGGCCGCCCUCAUCUCGGCCGUGGCCUGCAAGAUGGCCUGCAUGAUGGGGCAGUGAGCUGGACUCGGGGGACGGCGGGGCCGGCGCGCCUCUCGGAGCGGACACGGACGCGGCUGCGGCCCCCCAAUAAACGGGGUGUGUGUGGA
Messenger RNA from Motacilla alba alba, 1487 nucleotides. It is a transcript of the gene GCK, whose product is annotated as glucokinase. Gene Ontology annotation, biological process: regulation of insulin secretion; intracellular glucose homeostasis; glycolytic process. Gene Ontology annotation, molecular function: D-glucose binding; mannokinase activity; glucokinase activity. Bases 1 to 1398 code for a protein of 465 amino acids. The record is from RefSeq and is a predicted model, not a curated record. Gene Ontology annotation, cellular component: mitochondrion; cytosol. The transcript has 10 exons. NCBI's taxonomy places the organism in Eukaryota, Metazoa, Chordata, Aves, Passeriformes, Motacillidae.